Molecule: messenger RNA, 4406 nt
Organism: Miniopterus natalensis
Lineage: Eukaryota; Metazoa; Chordata; Mammalia; Chiroptera; Miniopteridae
Gene: SIK1
Product: salt inducible kinase 1
Biological process (GO): protein phosphorylation; microtubule cytoskeleton organization; intracellular signal transduction
Cellular component (GO): cytoplasm
Molecular function (GO): tau-protein kinase activity; ATP binding
Source: RefSeq, a predicted model, not a curated record
AUGGUGAUCAUGUCGGAGUUCAGCGCGGCCCCGGCGGGCGUGAGCCAGGGCCCGCAGAAGCCCCUCCGCGUGGGCUUCUACGAUAUCGAGCGGACCCUGGGCAAGGGCAAUUUCGCGGUGGUGAAGCUGGCCCGGCACCGAGUCACCAAAACCCAGGUAGCAAUAAAAAUCAUCGAUAAGACACGCCUAGAUUCAAGCAAUUUGGAGAAAAUAUAUCGUGAGGUUCAGAUCAUGAAGCUCCUGAAUCACCCCCAUAUCAUAAAGCUCUAUCAGGUUAUGGAGACAAAGGAUAUGCUUUACAUUGUCACCGAAUUUGCAAAAAAUGGAGAGAUGUUUGAUUAUUUGACUUCCAAUGGGCACCUGAGCGAGAAUGAGGCACGGAAGAAGUUCUGGCAGAUUCUGUCGGCCGUGGAGUACUGCCACAGCCACCACAUCGUGCACCGGGACCUCAAGACCGAGAAUCUGCUGCUGGAUGGCAACAUGGACAUCAAGCUGGCGGACUUCGGAUUUGGGAAUUUCUACAAGUCGGGAGAGCCUCUGUCUACGUGGUGUGGGAGCCCUCCAUACGCAGCCCCAGAAGUCUUUGAGGGGAAGGAGUAUGAAGGCCCCCAGCUCGACAUCUGGAGCCUUGGUGUCGUGCUGUACGUCCUGGUCUGUGGGUCUCUCCCCUUUGAUGGGCCCAGCCUGCCAGCCCUGCGGCAGCGGGUGCUCGAGGGCCGGUUCCGCAUCCCCUUCUUCAUGUCUCGAGACUGUGAGACGCUGAUCCGACGCAUGCUGGUGGUAGACCCUGCCAAGCGCAUCAGCAUCUCCCAGAUCCGGCAGCACCGGUGGAUGCAGGCCGACCCCACCCUGCCGCACACGCGCCCCACCAGCGCUGCACUCAGCUACAACUCUAACCUGGGCGACUAUGACGAGCAGGUGCUGGGCAUCAUGCAGACCCUUGGGGUGGACCGGCAGAGGACCGUGGAGUCACUGCAGAACAGCAGCUAUAAUCACUUUGCGGCCAUUUAUUACCUCCUCCUGGAGCGGCUGAGGGAGUACCGCAGCAGCCCGCCAUCGGCCCGGCCCGGCCCCACCCGGCAGCAGAGGCCCAGGAGCUCAGAUCACAGCGGUUUGGAGGUGCCUCAGGAAGGCCUCCCCAGUGAUGCUUUCCGGUCCUCCCUGCUGUACCCGCAGCCCCAGACCUUGGGGCAGUCCAUCCUGCAGGCCGAAAUGGACUGUGACCUCCACAGCUCACUCCAGCCCUUGCUCUUCCCUGUGGAUGCCAACUGCAACGGCGUGUUCCGGCAUCGCUCGGUCUCCCCCAGCAACCUGCUGGACACCACCAUCAAUGAGGAAGUCAGGCAGGGCCAGGGCCUCAAGGAGGAGCCAGAGGCACAGAGGCCUCUGCCUGGUAGCACAGGCCGGAGGCACACGCUGGCCGAGGUCUCCACCUUCUCCCCUUGCACCCCUCCGUGUAUAGUCAUCUCCACGGCGAAUCCUUCGGAAGGCACCAGCUCUGACAGCUGCCUGACCUUCUCGGUGGGAGAUAACCCCGCAGGGCUUAGUGGAUGCCUGGCUGCUCAGGGGCUGGUGGGCACCUGCUCCCCACUCAAACUGGCCUCACCACUGCUGGGGGCCCAGUCUGCCACCCCGGUGCUACAGGCUCAGGGCGCCCCGGGAGGAGCUGCCCUGCUCCCCAUCAGCUUCCAGGAAGGCCGGAGGGCUUCGGACACAUCGCUCACUCAAGGCCUGAAAGCCUUUCGGCAGCAGCUGAGGAAGAAUGCGAGGACCAAGGGCUUUCUGGGCCUGAACAAGAUCAAGGGGCUGGCGCGCCAGGUGUGCCAGCCAUCACCCAGCCGGGCCACGCGGGGCGGCCUGGGCGCCUUCCAGCUGCCCGCGCAAAGCCCGGGCCUGCACGGCAGCGGGGCCGGCAGCCGGGAGGGCAGGAGCCUGCUGGAGGAGGUGCUGCACCAGCAGAGGCUGCUCCAGUUACAGCACCACCCAGCAGCUCUGCCCAGCUGCCAGCAGGCUCCACAGCCACCGCCAGUCCCACUGGUCCUGGCCCCCUGUGACAGCGCCCUCCUUGUGUCUGGACUCCAGAAGGAGCUAGGGCUGGGACCUGGCCCAAUGCUGCCGCCCCACCUCCUCCAGGCCGGGGUCUCCCCAGUGGCCUCAGCGGCCCAGCUCCUGGACACCCACCUGCACAUCAGCGCUGCCACGGCACCUCUCCCCGCUGCCAUGCCCCUGCAGCCACACUUUGCCAUGCUGCCCCCGGGUUUCGACCCCAUGGGGCUGCCACAGGGGGACUGUGAGAUGGAGGACCUGACCUCCAGCCAGCUAGGCACGUUUGUCCUGGUGCAGUGAGGGACACUGCCAACCACCUUCCUCCCGCAUGGGCUGCCGACUCCUCGAAGCAAUAAUCUCAGAGUAUGUGAAGACGAUUCUGGACUCAAAGCCAAUAACUUCCUAGAAGCGAAACAAGCAAUACGUUUGGUGUUUUGGCUUUUUAGUUUAUUUUUUGUUUUGUUUUCUCCUUGCACUGAGCAACUGCUGCCAUGAGUAGGGACUGGAAAGUUUCUGAAGAAAAAUAAUAAUCGUGGGGGUGGGUGGACAGGAGGGGAAGGAGGGAAGCGACUAGAGACAGAGGACAGGGCUGGCCCCACUCACCAGUCCAGCGCCCCUGUGGAUUGGGUGGUGGCAGGAGGGGACCAUCGGCUCCCUUGUUCAUGCGUGUCACAUCACUGAGGGCAUUGGACGAAGCCUUGGUGUGCGCCGCAUGCUGUGGGAGCAAGUGUGUGCGUCUCCACCGCGUGUGCGUGUGCGGUGUUGAGUAGUAUUCUUUUUUUAAAUGAACAAUUCUCUACUUCUGGAAACAUCUAUGCUUCGAAUGAAAGCUGUGAACUUUGUGCUUUGUGCAUCAGUUUUGAAAAAAGCUCUAACGGCCAGCCCAGGAGAAGAUAAUCUGCAAUCUUGGAAUUCUCUCCCCUGAAGUCGGAACACAGAGGAUCGCAUUUUCUUAUUUGGAUGAGUUAUAAGCCGCUCGAUGGUUGGUUCCAGGAGUCUUUGGAGGAGCUGUGAGGAAGAAUCUUGAAGGGGCAGGCUGGCUGCGGGGUAGGCUCUGUCCCGACACUUGGCACGGGGCACGGGUGCCUGCAAGGGAAGUUACCUCUUGCCGCACAUCUUAUUUCCGCUGCUAAUUAAGUUUUUAUGCAUUUCAUUAUCAGGGUCCAAAAAGAACAACUGACUGGGGGAUGUGCAAUAUGGUGAGGCUGGGACUGGGACAAGCAGGCGGUGACCGGCCUGCACGCACGGGUCCCUGUCAGUGGACAGCCACACCUUCCCCAGCCCCGCACCUGUUAGACUUUCGUUCAGGAAAAUGAAAUGAGAGGUCAGGUCACUGUUGUUCAAGCUUUGUUCCUUUUUAAGCAAAUACUGUAUAUGUGUAUAAAAGACAGAUAGACACUACUUAUUUUUUAUAUUUUUUACUACACCUUUGUGUUCCUGGUUUAAAUUCCCCUCUGGCAAUGUUACAAAGCGCUACACCAGGUGCGUGUGGAGGAGGGAGACUAGGUGCUCCCUUACCUGGCAGGUAGACCCAGCUGGUGGCUCAGUGAGCCAUGGGCUCUGGAGAAGGGAGGAGGCUAUUGUGCGCCCUCCGCCUGGUCGGCACUGGUCCUUUACCCCCAGGUGCCUUCAGCUCACUUGGCUCUCACACCCUCAGUAUUAAACUGGUGACGGCAGGGGAAGGUGGGCAUUUAUUUGUAAAAGCCAAAGAUCACCGGAGUUCUGGAGGGUGGGGAGGCAGCGGCCCAGAGCGGUCACGGCCCCUGCCGGCCAUGUGUCUGCGUUUGCCCAGCUUGCUGCUACUGUCCCUCCUGUCCCCACCGCUGCUGCUGCUGCUCUGUGGCUGCUUCAAUGAUCGGGGCAAAGGACGGUCAUUGCGCCUGGCCGCUGAGAACUCCCCUAAGCCUCCCUCUGACUCAUAAGGAAGGUUGGGAACAGAGAGAACCUGGGGUCAUGGGGUGGCCAGGGCCUUUGCCUCCUCCUCACGGAGCAGCACGUGGGUCCAACACAGCCGGUUCCCCUUAUGAAAUUUCUGUUCCAACGCCAGAGAUCAAAGGCCUCAGAACCAUGACAAGCACUUUACUCUCGGUGGUUUUCUUUCGUUGCUGUAGUCAGGUGUGCGUCCUGUUUUUAAGUGUGUGUGGCGUGUGUUUUAUAGGUUUCUCCACAGCACUGUCCUUGGAUGAAUGCUGUAGCCUGUUUAAAGGCACUACGCGAUCUGAUUAAGGUGUAUAUGGUUUGUUGUUUUUUACCGUAACAAUUAUUUUGUUUCUUAUGUUAACAUGAGAAAUGUAUGCCAAAUGAUUAGUGGAUGUAUGUUUUUUAAUUUAAUAUUUAAAUAAAAUAUUUGGGGAAAAAAA